Colletotrichum acutatum is the source of this 1602-nucleotide messenger RNA. RefSeq names its product Mur ligase. NCBI's taxonomy places the organism in Eukaryota, Fungi, Ascomycota, Sordariomycetes, Glomerellales, Glomerellaceae. The record is from RefSeq and is a predicted model, not a curated record. The transcript has a single exon. Gene Ontology annotation, molecular function: tetrahydrofolylpolyglutamate synthase activity; ATP binding. Gene Ontology annotation, biological process: tetrahydrofolylpolyglutamate biosynthetic process. Gene Ontology annotation, cellular component: cytoplasm; mitochondrion; cytosol. The coding region runs from base 1 to 1602 and encodes 533 amino acids.
AUGUCCUCCCCAUCACCGGCACCAUCACGGUCUUACACCGACGCAAUCAACCUCCUAAACACCCUCAUCCCAAACCUCAAAGUCCACGCCCUCUUCAACAAACCCAAAGAUGCCGCUCCCACCACCGCAGCACCAGCAACAGACCCAAACCUCCUCGCCAUACCCGAAAUGCGCGCCUGGCUCCUCCGCGCAAACUUAACCCCCGAACGCCUCUCCUCCCUCUCGUUCAUCCACAUCGCAGGCACAAAAGGGAAAGGCUCCGUAACAGCCCUCACGACCUCGGCCCUCCUCAACCGCUCAUCCUCAUCCCCUCCCACGACGCAAAUAGGUCCCAUAGGAACCUACACCUCCCCCCACCUCCUCUCCCCCCGCGAACGCAUCGCGAUCUCCAACACCCCCAUCUCCCAAACCCUCUUCACAACAUCCUUCUUCGAACUCUGGGACACCCUCUCCUCCUGCGCCUCUUCGGCCCCCGGCGGCAGCGCCAGCGAUGGCCCAGACCUCGGCAUCGAACCAGGCUCCAAACCCUUCUACUUCCGCUUCCUCACCCUCCUCGCCCUCCACAUCUUCCUCAAACUCCGCGUCCGCACCGUGGUGUUGGAAUGCGGCAUCGGCGGCGAAUACGACGCCACAAACGCCAUCCCCGCCGAGGCAGUAACGACGUCAGUCAUCACGCAGCUGGGCAUAGAUCACGUCGCCAUGUUAGGCUCCACUGCCUCGCAAAUAGCAUGGCAUAAAGCAGGCGUGAUGAAACCCGGCGUCGCAACCUUCACCCGCAAACUAUCUGAUGAGGUACACCAGGGCGUAAUGUCCACCCUCCGCUCCCGCGCGCAAGAGAUAGGCGCGGAGCUGAUCGAGGUGGAAGACGAGGACGUCGUCGCGUGGAGCGGUGUACCGGGCGCCAAAUUACCCGGCGGAGACUUGCAGAAGAGGAACCAGGCUCUCGCUGCGCUUGCUGCGAGGCGCCAUGUCCAGGUCCUUCAAGCCCGGGAAGCGGGGUCAAAGACCGUGGGGGAGGUGGAUGCUUCGCUGGCUGAUGUACCUGAAGUCAUCAUCGCCGGUCUCCGCGAGGCGACGCUCCGCGGCCGGCAUGAAGUUCUCAGACAGGGUAGCGUAUCGUGGUACCUCGACGGCGCGCAUAACGCGGAUAGUCUGGCGGAAGUGGCGCGCUGGAUUUCGCCCAUCAUCACCACCACAACCUCCUUAGACACCGCGAACAAUAACGAAAGCUUCAUCCUCGUCUUCAACCAACAAGAACGCGACGCCCCCGCUCUGUUGAUUAAUCUACUGCGGCAGAUGAAAGCGUUGGGCGUAGACCUCGAGACGAGGCUGGCCGCCGCCGUCUUCACCAGGAACGAUAAGACCAAUAUCGCCGGCGAGGGCGGGGACGUGGAUCUGAUUGUGCAGGAGGCGUGUGCCGCAGCAUGUAGGGAGAUGUGUCCUGCUACAAAGGCCGUGGUGUGCAAGGACCUGACGGAGAUGAAGAGCUCCGUUGAUGGCGUCGCGAGGCUGUCGUCGUCGGGGACGAAGGUGCUGGUCACGGGGAGCAUGUAUCUUGUUGGAAACGUCAUCGGCUUGUUGGAGCCGGAAGGUGUAUUGUGA